Messenger RNA from Varanus komodoensis (Komodo dragon), 1551 nucleotides. It is a transcript of the gene GOLPH3L, whose product is annotated as golgi phosphoprotein 3 like. The transcript has 5 exons. Lineage: Eukaryota; Metazoa; Chordata; Lepidosauria; Squamata; Varanidae. The record is from RefSeq and is a predicted model, not a curated record. Gene Ontology annotation, cellular component: trans-Golgi network; cytosol; Golgi cisterna. Gene Ontology annotation, biological process: Golgi organization; Golgi vesicle budding; Golgi to plasma membrane protein transport. Bases 19 to 999 code for a protein of 326 amino acids. Gene Ontology annotation, molecular function: phosphatidylinositol-4-phosphate binding.
CCUCUUUCCUUUUUGUAGAUGAACCAGGAAGUAAAGUUUGAGCUGCUUGUGGCUGUCGGGUUUCCUAUUAGCAGAAGAGCAAAGAAGGAACUUGAGCAGGAUAGGGGAGAAAUAGGGAAUUGCAGGUGCAGCGGGGUGACCAUGACGACGUUAAUUCACCGGGGCCGGCGCGCAGACGUUGGCCGGAAUGCUGACAAGCGGGCAGACAGUGAGGAGGACCCGGUGCUAGACAAGACUCUGGGGGAGGAAGACCCCGGAGACUCCAAAGACAUCCGACUCACCCUCAUGGAGGAAGUCCUGCUCCUGGGGCUGAAGGAUAAAGAGGGCUACACGUCUUUCUGGAACGACUGCAUUUCCUCAGGCCUGCGCGGUGGCAUCCUCAUUGAGCUGGCCAUGAGAGGGAGGAUACAGCUGGAGCCGCAGACCAUGAGGAAAAAACGGCUGCUGGACCGGAAGGUGCUCCUGAAGUCGGAUGCCCCGAGCGGGGACGUGCUGCUGGACGAGACGCUGCGCCACCUCAAAGCCACUGAGCCUGCCGAGACCGUGCAGACCUGGAUCGAGCUGCUCACAGGCGAAACCUGGAACCCCUUCAAGCUGCAGUACCAGCUCCGCAAUGUCCGUGAGCGGAUUGCCAAGAACCUGGUGGAGAAGGGGAUCCUGACCACCGAAAAGCAGAACUUCCUCCUCUUCGACAUGACCACCCACCCGGUCACCAACACCACGGAGAAGCAGCGCCUGGUGAAGAAGCUCCAGGAGAGCGUGCUGGACAAGUGGGUGAACGACCCGCACCGCAUGGACAGGAGGACACUGGCGCUGCUGGUCCUGGCCCACGCCUCCGAUGUGCUGGAGAACGUCUUCGCCAGCCUGGUCGACGAGAAGUACGACGUGGCCAUGAACCGGUCCAAGGACCUGCUGGAUAGGGACCCCGAGGUGGAAGCCGCCAAGGGGACCGGCACGGAGAUGAUAUGGGCUGUGCUGGCGGCCUUCAACAAGUCCUAGGCCGUCCCUCGGGGGCAGAUGGGCCCGAGCCGGCGCCGCCCUGCCUCUUCGGGAGUGAUGAACCUCUUGCUCUGUGGAACCUUCCCGUCUCUUGGCGGUGGCGCUGGGCACUCCCUCUCGCCACGGCCGCCCCUCCGACAGGGCAGCCCUCGGCCCAGCGGGCAGCCUCCGGUUUCGGGAGCGCCUCCCCCUUCGGCUCCACCACCACCUCUCGCUUGGACUCGGGGAUUGGAUAGAGCGCAGGAAAGAGCAAGGGCGGUUGUGUGUCUCUCCUCGGCCCCCACAACCUCCCCUCCCCAUUUCCUAAGUUAAAAUGAAGGCCUGUGUCAGCUAGAAAUAGACUGCACCCCCUCUCUUUGAUUUCACAUCCUCUUUUCGAUGUUUUAGGCGAGGAAUGAAGUAUUUUUGUUCUGUUUUGUUUUUUAAUCUCGUCAGUCCAACCUCCGUUUCACCCUGUCUUGUUUUCUCAAUCCAAGUUCGUCCCGAUUCUUCUUGUGCUGUUCUCUUUGUGUUGAUUGGGGAAGACCAUUACAGCACAGGGUCUCUAUGCAA